Helianthus annuus (common sunflower) is the source of this 1146-nucleotide messenger RNA. RefSeq lists its product as uncharacterized. Bases 1 to 1146 code for a protein of 381 amino acids. The transcript has 2 exons. The record is from RefSeq and is a predicted model, not a curated record. Lineage: Eukaryota; Viridiplantae; Streptophyta; Magnoliopsida; Asterales; Asteraceae.
AUGGUGCUUUCUCAAUCAGAUCAGGUUAUUCACACUCAAAUCCAUCUAAAAGCUGAAUCCAAAUCGUUUUUUUGUUCCUUUGUCUAUGCGGAGAAUAAGUAUCAAGAUCUUAGAACUCUUUGGGAUGAUCUUUGUAAGCAUAACACCUUAGCUCAUGCUCACCCGUGGGUAGUUUUAGGUGAUUUUAAUGCAGCCCUUAAUCUGGAAGAUUGCUUAUAUGGUACCUCGUCUCAUACUAUUGGUAUGAGAGAAUUUUUUGAUUGCAUUCAAGCUGUUGAGCUUGUGGAUGUUAAGAGUCAUGGGUUGCAUUACACCUGGAAUAAAAAACCGAAAGAAGGGAUUGGAGUCCUCAAGAAAAUAGAUCGAAUUAUGAGCAAUAUGAAGUUCAUGGACUUAUUUCCGGAAGUGUAUGCGGUUUUUCAACCAGCUCGGGUUUCUGACCAUACCCCUUGUGUUCUAAAGCUGUCUUCUAUUACUCGUUCCAAGCAGAGGCCUUUCAAAUUUCCGAAUUUCCUAAUUUCUAAACCUGAAUUCAGACAACUAGUGGUUAAUGAAUGGGCUAAGGGAGUGCAAGGAUGUCAUAUGUUUUCGGUAACUAAGAAGAUGAGGAAUCUUAAACCUUGUUUUCGUAAGCUUAUGCACCUCCAAGGAAAUCUGCAUGACAAGGUUAAACGGCUGCGUUGUGAAUUGGAUUCCAUUCAGCAAAUUGUUGAUGCGAACCCUUUAGAUGGUGAGGCUCGUAAUUUAGCUGCUAAAUAUCUUCGAGAAUUUCAGGAGGCGGCUUAUGAUGAGGAGUGCUUCUUAAAGCAAAAAUCUAAGGUUGAAUGGCUUUGUGCGGGUGACUCGAAUACAACCUAUUUUCACAAUGCUGUGAAAACUAGGAACUUUAGAAACAAAAUACACUGUAUUCACGAUGUGCAUGGGAAUCGGUUUGAGGGUGAGGAUGUCACGACUGCCCUUGUGGAGCACUAUUCGAAUUUCUUGGGUUCGGUGCAUGGAGUUCAGAACUUUGAGGGUGUGGAUCUCUUUGUUACUACCCUAAAUCAAGCUUCGGCUGCUCACAUGGUUAGGCAAGUGACCCGCGAAGAGGUGAAAUCAGCCAUGUUUAAUAUUGGUGAAAACAAGGCUCCUGGUCCGGAUGGUUAA